CUGACGUCGCCGGGGACCGGCGUCGCGUCUGGGCUGGCCGGCGGCGGCAGCGGCGGCGAUGGCAGCAGCAACGGAGCGGGCGUGAGGGUUCGGACCUGCUCCCUCCCGCGCGACCCGUGGCCCGACCUGUCUCGGAGGUCCCGGUUUGAUCCGCUCCUGCUCCCUCCCCGGCGCUGCCUGGGCGGAGGCGGAGUUGGAAGCGGUGGCGGAGGCCCGGGCUGGCCGCCCUGCUCGCGCCCCGGCUCGGCCUCGGACGGCCCGACUGCUGUGCGGACAGGAGGCCGAGUCGGUAGUGAAAAGAGAAUACUGAAGAAUAGGAUCUCAAGAUGAGUAAAAAGCCCCCGAAUCGUCCCGGAAUCACUUUUGAGAUUGGUGCUCGUUUGGAGGCACUGGACUACCUGCAAAAAUGGUAUCCAUCACGAAUUGAAAAAAUUGACUAUGAGGAAGGCAAGAUGCUGGUCCACUUUGAGCGCUGGAGUCACCGCUACGACGAGUGGAUCUACUGGGACAGCAACAGGCUGCGGCCGCUUGAGAGGCCGGCGCUGAGGAAAGAGGGUCUGAAGGACGAGGACGAUUUCUUUGACUUUAAAGCCGGAGAAGAGGUCCUGGCUCGGUGGACGGACUGCCGCUAUUACCCCGCCAAGAUCGAGGCCGUUAACAAGGAAGGAACAUUCACAGUUCAGUUUUACGACGGAGUCAUUCGUUGUUUAAAACGAAUGCACAUUAAAGCCAUGCCCGAGGAUGCUAAGGGGCAGGUGCAAUCCCAGCAUCCACUAAGCUGGUGUUGUCCUAUCGACCCAGCUGGAUCGUGUAACCAGUCUAUGGGAAGUGAGGACUGGAUAGCUUUAGUCAAAGCAGCUGCUGCAGCUGCAGCCAAGAAUAAAACAGGGAGCAAACCUCGAACCAGUGCUAACAGCAAUAAAGAUAAAGAGAAAGAUGAGAGGAAAUGGUUUAAAGUACCUUCAAAGAAGGAAGAAACUUCAGCUUCUAUAAGCACACCGGAAGUCGAGAAGAAGGAAGAUCUGCCCACGUCCAGUGAUGCCUUUGGACUUCAUGUAGAGAACGUUCCAAAGAUGGUCUUUCCACAGCCAGAGAGCACGCUAUCACACAAGAGGAAAAAUAAUCAAGGCAACUCAUUUCAGGCAAAGAGAGCUCGACUUAACAAGAUUACUGGUUUGUUGGCAUCCAAAGCCGUUGGGGUGGACGGUGCUGAAAAAAAGGAAGACCGCAGUGAAACGGCUCCAAUGCUGGAGCAGGCGAUUUCACCUAAACCUCAAAGUCAGAAAAAAAAUGAAGCUGACAUUAGCAGUUCUGCCAACACUCAGAAACCUGCACUGUUAUCCUCAACUUUGUCUUCAGGGAAGGCUCGCAGCAAGAAAUGCAAACAUGAAUCUGGAGAUUCUUCCGGGUGUCUAAAGCCCCCUAAAUCACCACUUCCCCCAGAAUUAAUACAAGUCGAGGAUUUGACGCUUGUGUCCCAGCUUUCUUCUUCAGUGAUAAAUAAAACUAGUCCUCCACAGCCUGUGAACCCCCCUAGACCUUUCAAGCAUAGUGAGCGGAGAAGAAGAUCUCAGCGUUUAGCCACCCUGCCUAUGCCUGAUGAUUCUGUAGAAAAGGUUCCUCCUCCCUGUGCAGCCACUGAUGGGAAAGUGUUCUCCAUCAGUUCUCAAAAUCUGCAAGAGUCUUCAGGACCAGAGGUGCCUGAUGUUGCACAUUUGUCACUUGAGAAGCUGAGACCCUGUCUCCCUCUUGACUUAAGUCGUGGUUUGGAAGUUACAGCACCGCUACCCCCAGCUCCCUCUUACCAUAAUGAGUGUCCCAGGGCAGAAAAGGAAGAUACACAGACGCUUACAAACCCUUCUUCCAAAGCAGUAGCUGAUGGAAGGGGCGCUCCGGCAGCACCAGGAAUCUUGAAAACAGAAAAAAAAGUGAAAUUGGAAGACAAAAGCUCGACGGCAUUGGGUAAGAGAAAAGAAAAGGAUAAGGAAAGAAAAGAGAAGAAAGACAAAGACCACUACAAACCAAAACAGAAGAAGAAGAAGAAGAAGAAAAAGAAAUCUAAGCAGCAUGACUACUCAGACUACGAAGACAGCUCCUUGGAGUUUCUGGAGAGGUGCUGCUCUCCCCUGACGCGGGCCUCCGGGAGCUCGCUGGCCCUGCGGAGCAUGUUCCCAGAGAAGAACACGGCCUAUCAGUACCCGCGGGCGAUUCUGUCGGUGGACCUCAGUGGGGAAAACCUAACCGACGUGGAGUUCCUGGACGACUCUUCAACUGAGAGUUUGCUUCUCAGCGGGGACGAGUACAAUCAGGACUUCGACUCCACCAACUUGGAGGAAUCUCAGGAUGAGGACGAUGCGCUGAAUGAAAUCGUGCGGUGCGUUUGUGAGAUGGACGAGGAGAACGGCUUCAUGAUCCAGUGUGACGAGUGCCUGUGCUGGCAGCACAGCGUGUGCCUGGGGCUGCUGGAGGAGAGCAUCCCGGAGCAGUACACCUGCUACGUCUGCCGAGACCCUCCCGGUCAGAGGUGGAGUGCAAAAUACCGCUAUGAUAAGGACUGGUUGAAUAAUGGGAGAAUGUGUGGGUUAUCGUUUUUAAAAGAGAAUUAUUCUCAUUUAAAUGCCAAAAAGAUCGUCUCCACACAUCACCUGCUCGCCGACGUCUGUGGCGUCACCGAAGUCCUGCACGGCCUGCAGCUGAAGAUCGGCAUCCUCAAGAAUAAACACCACCCUGACCUUCACCUCUGGGCCUGUUCUGGGAAGCGGAAAAGACAAGAUGAGGUCAUUGCUGGGGCGGAGAAGAGAGCCUCUGUGCAAGACGCAGUCAGUCUGGAAGAGAGGAGGUGCCAGGUGCAGAACCACAAGUGUGAAGCACCACGCGCGCCCCCGAAGGCGGAGGGGACCUACAUCACCAGCGAGCACAGCUACCAGAAGCCGCAGGGCUGCGGCCUGGACCGCCGGCCCCCGGUGGACCCCGGGAGCUCGGACGAUGACGAGGGUAGUGGCUCUGAAGGGGAGCUCGAGUUCUGCGUGAGGAAGAAGAGCCGCUUCCAGUACCCGGGGAGAGACGACGGAGUGCCUAUCAAGAGCCCAGCCGAGAGGAGCGCUGUGUCCGGGUGUCAUGACAACAAGGGCGCUGAAGACCCGGGGGACUCGCACCUCCAGUGGCAGCUCAACCUCCUGACACACAUAGAGGACGUGCAGAACGAAGUGACCAGCAGGAUGGACCUGAUAGAGAAGGAAGUCGACGUUCUGGAAAGCUGGCUGGAUUUCACGGGGGAGCUGGAGCCACCUGACCCUCUCACGAGAUUGCCCCAGCUGAAACGCCACAUCAAGCAGCUUCUAAUGGACAUGGGCAAAGUGCAGCAGAUCGCGACCCUCUGCUCCGUAUGACGGCUGCGGACACCCGCGGGGAGGGCUGGCUCUUGGCAGCCACGUCGCUCCUGCGACCCAUGUGCCUGCUGGGUGGGUGGCUGACGGGCAUAGCGGUGUUCGGUCGCUUCCUGACUUGCGACAGCAGUGGGGUGGUACCUUGGGAAAGAAAGUGAAGGACAACUUUAUCGAGGAAGUGAAUAGGAAAAAGAAUUUAUGAGCGAGCCACAAAUGUUACUGUAUUAUAUGCCCAGGGUGAGAGUAGAGUAUAAUCUGUGUGAAGGGGGUUGAAUUGGCAGGGUUUGAGUAGGUGAUUCCGUGAAGCUCGAGACACCUGCAGGAAGACAGAUGGUGCAUUUACGCGGUUUCUCGCAGGGAGACCCUCGCUGACACACCAGCACGUGGCCAGACACACGGUUGUAGGGGAAACCGGAAUUGUGGCGGGGUCGACAGGUGGCGCAAGAACUGUCUUCUCUGCGGCUGCUCCAGGAGACUGAGACUCCCGCAGGGUCAUGAGCUGUUUCCUAGGUGACCGAUGUCCUUAGUCAGAAAACUGACCGUGGCAGUCUCGCUUCUGGGGGCACUGCUUGGAGUCCUCGCCUCACCACGAGUACAUUCUAAAAACAAGCACCAAACGAUGGGAGUUUGCGGCGGGCGUUGAGCUCAUGGCAAACAAGAUGGGCUGCAGAGGGUCACUGUGCCACACAGGGACGACAGCGCCAGGAUGAGGGUUUUAGGUGGGAGGGGAGUCUCCCCCAGGUCCCGCACGGUGCUGCCGGUCCCUCUGACACGGGUGCACGCGUGACGCGUGGGGCUGCCCACGGCGCUCGUUGGGCCCUGAGUGUGCUGAGUGUUUGCCUUCAGAAGCGAGUGCCCAGAGCCCCCGCCGGGAUGAGGGGGACGGCACCGGCAGAAGGGUUCGUGGCGGUGGGUUUCUAAACUGCUGUUGGUGGAAUACUGGAAAAGCUUCAUUUCUGAAGAUGAAUUUUAUUUUUAAAAAAUACAUGCGCACUCAAAACUUUUAGCUUUGAUCACAAAUGGACACAUUUCUGAAACCAAAGGCAACUAAGUUGCUGCGUUAGCUCUUGCUGGACUCGGAGCCCAGGCCCUCCCUCCUGGGGCGGGGGUGCGGACGUGCGGGCGCGUGCCCGAGACCCACGCUCGGCGUGCACACGUGCUUGGCCUCUGCGUAUUUAUAUCCACACAUAUCUAGUUUUCUUACUGUAGACUAGGAGAACUGGUGGUUAACAUGAAAUGUUACCUUUUAUCAGACUGUUUUUAAAAAUAACGUGUGUACAGGUUUUGAAACUCUUUUAAAAAGGGGGGAAGAGACUUCCGAGGAGGCUGUUGGAUGGCACAUCCCACUUGCGUAUUUCACGCCUCGCCCUGUGCGUCGGUUCUGGCGGUCUGUGUGAGCGCGCCUGAGAGCUGACAGGCAGUAGACACGGAUUUGUCUUUGAUAAGGACACAUGCCACUGUACAUGCAGAUGUUAUUUAAAUUUGCAAACACACUGUUCUAUAUGUAAGGUACUGUACGUAAAACUCUUUAUUAAAACUAUUCCACAUAUCUUGAAAUUUCAGCUUGCCUUUUUGCGGCCUUAUAUUUUGAUGUAAACAUGAUUAAAAGAAUGUGCAAAACUUAGUCAU
Molecule: messenger RNA, 5015 nt
Organism: Phyllostomus discolor (pale spear-nosed bat)
Lineage: Eukaryota; Metazoa; Chordata; Mammalia; Chiroptera; Phyllostomidae
Gene: PHF20L1
Product: PHD finger protein 20 like 1
Exons: 21
Coding region: 327-3389 (1020 amino acids)
Biological process (GO): regulation of transcription by RNA polymerase II
Cellular component (GO): NSL complex
Source: RefSeq, a predicted model, not a curated record